Messenger RNA from Ixodes scapularis (black-legged tick), 3837 nucleotides. RefSeq lists its product as uncharacterized. The coding region runs from base 1 to 3837 and encodes 1278 amino acids. The record is from RefSeq and is a predicted model, not a curated record. The transcript is spliced from 4 exons. NCBI's taxonomy places the organism in Eukaryota, Metazoa, Arthropoda, Arachnida, Ixodida, Ixodidae. Gene Ontology annotation, molecular function: zinc ion binding; nucleic acid binding.
AUGGAUCGGCUCAAGACCAAGCGUAAGGUCCGACGCAGUCAGAGUACGAAGAUAAUCAACGAGAUAACGACCAUGCUCCAGUCCGUUGCCGUCAAUGCCUCUUCUCUCGAGAACCUGAGAGACAGACUGGUAACCAGCAACGAGGAACUCCGUAAAGUCAACGAGGAGAUCGAACCACACAUCAGCGAUAGUGACCUGGAGACAGACUACAUCACUGUCGCAGAAUAUGAAGACGAAGUGGCUAGGACCCUCAGCGAACUGCGCAACAAGAUCGCGCGGUUGCAGGCAACGCCAACCACAUCCGCUACGGGAGCCGACGGCGACAGGGGCCACCCAUCCCCAGCUACGGGAGUGAAGCUCCCCAAACUGCAACUUCUACACUAUCAAGGGGAGCUCACGCAGUGGCAACCGUUCUGGGAGCAAUUCGACGCCUCAAUAAAUCGGAACACCAAGCUCUCUGAUGGAGAAAAAUUCCAGUACCUGCGGUCGCUUCUGAAUGGGCCUGCCGCCAGUGCCGUUUCCGGGCUGCAGGCUACGGGAGCGUGCUACAGAGAUGCAAUAGAGAUACUUACUGAACGCUUUGGCGACAAGCAAAACAUUCAGCGGGAAUAUCUGGAAUGGCUUCGAAACCUUCCAAUGGUAAAGUCAGUGCGUGAUGCCCAAGGACUGUGCAAUCUGUACAAUCACGUCCAGACAAGCAUUCGCGGUUUGCGCUCCUUGGAUGUUUCAAGCGCGAUGUACGCCACAAUUAUGGUGGACAUACUCCUGUCCAGUAUUCCAACUGACAUCGUUGUGGAUUACCCUCGACACAAAAGCUACGGAACACCACUUGUAGUUUCCGCCGGCAGAGAGGAGGGGGCCAGCACGUCUGGCGAUGGAGCAGUCAACGUCGCUGCAUCGACAACGUAUGCCGGUGAGGAGCUGGCGAAUUUUUUGCGGUUUCUUCGCGUGGAAAUUGAGAGCAGAGAACGAUCAGCACCGCUCGAGAAAAGACCAGCAAGCGUGCCGAGGAUAGCUCCUAAACCGAUACAAACUGUUUAUCCACCAUCAACGUUCGCGUUACAAACGAGCGGGACAGACGACUACUGCUUUUCUUGCAACCAGCAGAGUCACAGUACCGGCGCCUGUACUGCUGACAUCGCACUUGAUGAAAAGAAAGGAAGAUUAGCGCAAGACAUGAGAUGUUUUCGCUGCACCAAACGAGGGCAUCGGUCCGAAGACUGCCGCAGCCAAGCGAGAUGUUCUGGAUGCAGGGGACGACAUGUCUCGUCAAUGUGCAAUCCUGUUUGGCAGACAACAAGACCAGUUCCGGAAGAGACCGCCAAUAUACUCACCACCAGUAAUACGACACCUCACCGAGCAUCGAGCGUUCUACUGCAAACUUUCAGGAGCUGGGCCGUGAGUGAUGAGAGCUGCGCAUAUAUCCGCGGUAUUAUCGACGCUGGAAGCCAGAAGACGUUCAUCAGAGAAGACUUGGCAAGGAAACUUAACUUGAAAAUUAUAGGCCAACGAAGCAUGAAGCUUAACACCUUUGCCAACAGCGGCUCGGACGUGAUAAAACAAAACUUCACACUGGUCAGACUACGACUUCGAGGCCAGUAUGCGAUGACGGAGUAUGUUUUAGAAGCCGCUGUCGUCCCAUUUAUCUGCCAAGAUCUCAUCGAAACACCCGUCGAACACUCGUUCCUUAAAUCAAUCACGGGGUCCAUCGCUGACGAGUUGAUGUUUCCCUCCGUUCAAGCAGAGGAAGGCAUAAGCCUGCUCAUCGGCGCUGACCAAAUGUGGAGAUUGUUGACUGGCGAAACACGCCGCUCAUCAUGCAUCCCCGGCCUGGUGGCCAUUUCAACUAGCCUAGGAUGGACCUUUCAGGGUCCAACAGGCACCGUGAGAGUCUUGUCGAAUACUACCGCGAACUUGAUGGUAUGCGUGUUAGGAGUGGCAUUGACCGCCGAAGACGACGGGGCAGCGUUAAGAAACUUCUGGGAGUUGGAGGCCAUUGGAAUCAUGGAUGAACCGACCAGUACGAAAGAGCAAGAUAGUACGGUACUCGAACAAUUCACAGAGAAAAUAAGUUGGAAGAAUGGCCGCUACGAAGUCGCUCUACCCUGGAAGGAGACAGCAACAACACUUGGAAAUAAUUACAUCACUGCCGGGUCUAGACUCCGCAGCCUGAUCCAACGUCUCAAGCACGAUGGCUCCAUCGCACUAUAUGACAAAGCGAUACGCAAUUACUUUGAGGACGGACACGCGGAAGAGGUGAACGAAAACCAACUGCAGAACCUAUUCAAUCAAAAGGACGGGAACGUCGAUAAUUCACCUCACAUCACGUCAAUCAAGUCCCACGAAGUCACAAAGGUACUGGGACUGGUGUGGGACAAAACCACAGAUUCCUUCAGGUUCUCUAGUGACCAUCUCUUGGAGAUUCUCUCGACAAACAUGACUACAAAACGCUUCGUCCUGAAAGCCUCUGCUAGGAUCUUCGAUCCCCUAGGGUUCCUCUCACCUUAUGUCAUACGAGUAAAGAUUUCGUUUCAACGUAUAUGGCAACAUGGUCUGGGAUGGGAUGAAGAACUACCAGAAGCACUACGGCAAGAGUGGACAACGUGGUGCGCCGAGUUAAAGGACUUGCCACGCAUCAUGGCUCCGAGACACUCACACAAUGCGGAUGGUGAGAGCAAGCUGGAGCUUCACGUUUUCACAGACGCCAGCCCUCAGGCUUAUGGUGCCUGUGCCUAUCUUCGCGCCGUGAACAGAAAAGAAAAUGUCAGCGUCACUCUGGUGUUUGCCAAGUCCAGAGUUGCCCCGCUUAAGACGCUGACCCUCCCACGACUAGAAGUGAUGGGAGCCCUCUUGGGGGCACGCAUGGCUAAAUAUCUGUGUACUGUUUUGUUUGGUGUCGUAGUUACGCUAUGGUACUGGACAGAUUCUAUGAUAACCCUCGGUUGGAUUAAAGGAUCAGCAACUGCAUGGAAACCUUUCGUCGGUAACCGAGUGACAGAAAUACAAGCACUAAGCGAUCCCUCUAAUUGGCACCACUGCCCGGGCAGCGCGAACCCAGCAGACGCCCUAACUAGAAGGAAGACGGUAAUGCAGCUAAGUGCGUAUCAGUUAUGGUGGUCUGGGCCUGAGUGGCUUUCCCGAGAAGAAGGAAACUGGCCAAUUGGCAGUACCUCAGAAGAUGAAAACCUCAACGGAAUUGAUAGGGAGAGACGACAGCAGGUCGGGGAAAUACUGCUGACCACUGUGAGUGCACCAACCGCACUCUUGACAUUGGAGAAUUUCAGCAGCUAUACCAACAUGCUGCGUGUCACAGCGUGGAUAAAACGAUUUGUUCAAGGUGGUCGUCGACAGAACAAGUCAGCUGAACUGCCCCUAACGGCAGAUGAUAUUAGAGAUGCAGAAGCUUUCUGGAUCAAGAAUGUUCAACGAGAAUGCUUCGGCAGAGAGAUCCAGGAGCUGGUUCAAGGCAAAUGUAUCUCAAAAGGAUCGAGAAUAACCGAUCUGCAGCCCUUUCUUGACGACACAGGAACCUUGCGUAUUCGAGGCAGACUUCACCAAGCCACAGCCUCGGAGGAGACCCUGCAACCUUGGAAAAAGUACGAGCAUGUAAAUGCUGAGUACGUGGACGAUGAGCAUGUCGACGAUGAGUAUCUCGACGCAGACAAAACCUUGCCACCAGUUGACGCAGCUGAACAUUCGCCACCGAUCGAUGCAGUCCAGAGCCUACAACAAGUGGGAGACUUCAACAAUGACAUUCCUCUCGACAACCUAGAGGAAGCAAAUGGCAAUGGACGAGCACCUUUCGACCAGAACAAGAAGAGCUGGGUGUAUUUAUAA